Messenger RNA from Penicillium cataractarum, 258 nucleotides. RefSeq lists its product as uncharacterized. NCBI's taxonomy places the organism in Eukaryota, Fungi, Ascomycota, Eurotiomycetes, Eurotiales, Aspergillaceae. The record is from RefSeq and is a predicted model, not a curated record. Gene Ontology annotation, cellular component: mitochondrial intermembrane space. The coding region runs from base 1 to 258 and encodes 85 amino acids. The transcript is spliced from 4 exons.
AUGGGGAAUCUCAAGCAAGAUCUGUCUCACGACCCUCCUUGUCAUCCACGAGCCUGCGCCAUUCAAGAUUGCUUGACCAAGAAUUCCUACAAAGAGGAAAAAUGCCAGGCACAGAUUGAUGCCCUUUAUGAGUGUUGCAAUGCCUUCUAUCAGCAGCAAGGCGACCAGGCUUCGACCGUGAGCUGCCCCAAAGCGCAUCUACUGCGAUUGAAGAUGAAGCAACGAGCGCAAGCGGCAGAAAGCCAGAGCCAGACAUAG